AUGGCGAACCUGCUGCAGCGUGCGGCGUCCGAGGCGAGCCCGGCGCUUCUGGCGGCGCCGCCGCCGCCCAAGGGCUGCGCAGGCACACUGCGUGGCGUGGACAUCGUGAGCAAGCUGUCCAACGUGUGCAAGUCGCGCUACCAGUGCCCGCCCCUCUCCCCCAGCUACAUCCAGGAGGCCAAGGCCAUCAUCCUCAUGAGAGGCACCAAGGCAGGCAAGCACGACAGCCGCGGCACCUGCCUGCUGCCGGGCAGCGCCCGCCGCACAACCGGCAGCGAGCCGCCCCACUGGUCCGCCCCUGUGUUCAUCAAGGUCACAGUGGGGCAGGUGGGCUUCAUCAUGGGAUUUGAGCAGGUGAGCCACACGGUGCUGGGUGUGGACCAAUCCAUGGUGGUGCUGCAGUCUGAGGUGGAGGACAAGUCCGACGUCAUCGCCGCCUCUUCGGGGUCGGCAGACCUGGUGGGCAUCAGCCACUCGUCUGGCGUCAUGCUGGACUUCUCCCUGUCCGGCGGCUCCAUGAGCGUCAACCAGUCCAAGAUGGAGCAGGCCUACGGCUCUGGGGUGACCGUGGCUGAUGUGGUCAAGGGCGUGGUACCGCCGCCUGCUGAGCUGGCGCCGCUGUACGACAAGCUGGCGGAGCUGGUGGUGGUGAGCGAAUGGUAUGACCCUGAGCGCCGUAUCGGCGCCGAGGCCAGCCUGGCGUCCAUGGGCUAUGGCGCGGCGCCUGCCGCCAUGCACCCGCGCGCCCCGGCUGGCGGAAGGCACGUGACGGCGGCGCCGCUGGGCAACGGACCCACCCCUGCAGCUGUGCUGGGGGGCAGGGCGCCGGCUGCAGCCCAGCCCGCGGGGCCGGCCUCGACCUCGUGGGUGGCGCAGGCCCCAGCUGUGGCGGGGCAGGCCCCGGUUCCUGCCGUGGCGCAAGGAAAGGCCGGUCCUUCCCCGGCGGCACAGACGGUGCGCAUGGUGGUGCAGCGGGAGGUGAAGGAGGCGUCCUCGUCCUGCCCAGCCUUCCUGCUGGGGCUUUUCAAGCGAGGAGCGGGCCCGCCGCCGCAGAUCCCAGCGGCAGACAUAAUCGGCGCCACCGCAAGCGGCUGCGAGCUGGUCAUCUGGCACGCGCCGCUGCAGGGCAAGGCCGCCGCGGCGGCAGAGAAGCCCGCUCGCCGCCUGCGCCGCACGCCGCCGCUGGUGCUGGAGUCAUCGGAGCAGGCGGCGGCGGCGGUGGCGCUGGUACGCGCCGCCUGCUGCGCCUGGGGCAGCGUGUACCGCCCGCCCCGCCUCCUCGUCAUCGUCAACCCAGCCAGCGGCCCCGGCAGGGCGCCCUCAAUAUAUGAGAAGGAGGUGCGUCCGGCACUGGAGGCCGCGGGCUGCCAGCUGGCCAUGCACCUCACCAAAGCGACGGGCCACGCCACAGAGCUGGUGCGGCAGGUGGAACCUGGCAGCGUGGAUGCUGUUGUGGCCAUCGGCGGCGACGGCACCAUGUAUGAGGCGCUGCAGGCAAGCGCAUGGCUGCCCUGUGAGAUCGAGGGCAUGCUGAUGCGGCCAGACUGGGAUGCGAUGAGGCACGCGCCCCUGGCCCAGAUCCCGUGCGGCAGCGGCAACGCGCUGGCGGCCUCGGUGGGGAUGUGGACCGUGCACACCGCUGUGCACGCUGUGGUCAAGGGGCAGCGGCGCGCGCUAGACAUCGCCUCGGGCAAGCUGCCGCCGCGCACCGCAGGCCCUGGCGCCACCCUGGAAUGGGCACGCGCCCACGAGCGCCGCUGCUUCUCCUUCCUGUCCAUCAACUUUGGCCUGAUCACAAACCUGGACAUUGGCACGGAGCACCUGAGGUGGAUGGGCGGCACCCGGUUUGUGGUGGGCGCCCUGCAGCAGAUCAUGCUCAAGCGGACCCAUGCUGCACGGGUGGCCGUGCUGGCACCCGACAGCAGCGACGGCGUGGCAGCGGACGGCGGCGCCCUCGACGGCAGCGGCGCAGCAGGCGCGGACGGCGUCCAGAACGGCAGCCAUGCGGCGCAUGCAGGCCUGCGUGCGGCGGCGGCGCUGUCGGGGCCCCCGGUGCAGCACCUGGAUGCCUUCCUGCAGCUGGCAGGCAAGGGCCGGGCUGCUUGCAUGUUGCUGCCAAACCGCCAGGUCGGGUGCGACCGAUGGGUGGUGGGCUGCCAGCAGCUGCCGCCAGGAUGGCAGUGGCUCCCCGACCCACGUGUGGCACUGUUCACCGCCACCAACCUGCCCCGCUUGGAUAUGAACUUUCACCUGGCUCCUAUGGCCGCCCCAGACACAGGCUGCUUUGAUUUGGUCUACACGGCGCCAGGCAGCCGGCGGGAGGGCCUGCAGUUCAUGACUGCCAGCGAGAAGGGUCAGCACAUGGGCCUGCCCACGGUGCGGCACCGCCGCGUGGCUGCCAUGGCGCUUGAGCCCCAGAGCACAGGGACGUGGCUGGUGGUGGACGGGGAGGUGGUGCCCUUCUCCCCACUCUUUAUGGAGGUGCAUCCCAGCCUCUGCAGCGCGCUGGUGGUGCCAGCGGUGCGGUGA
Chlorella variabilis is the source of this 2529-nucleotide messenger RNA. RefSeq lists its product as hypothetical. Bases 1 to 2529 code for a protein of 842 amino acids. NCBI's taxonomy places the organism in Eukaryota, Viridiplantae, Chlorophyta, Trebouxiophyceae, Chlorellales, Chlorellaceae. Gene Ontology annotation, cellular component: membrane; cytoplasm; intracellular membrane-bounded organelle. The transcript has 19 exons. Gene Ontology annotation, molecular function: kinase activity. The record is from RefSeq and is a predicted model, not a curated record. Gene Ontology annotation, biological process: sphingosine biosynthetic process.